AUGACCUCCCUUAAGCAAUUUAUACGAAAUGUGCGUGCAUCGAAGACGAUUGCGGACGAGCGAGCCGUAGUACAGAAAGAAAGUGCUGCAAUUCGCGCGAGUUUCAGGGAUGAGUACACAGACUCCAAUGUCAGGAGGAAUAAUGUUGCAAAACUACUUUAUCUCUUUACAUUGGGCGAACGGACGCAUUUUGGUCAGAUUGAAUGCCUCAAACUCCUCGCCUCGCCACGCUUCGCCGACAAACGUCUGGGGUACUUGGGAACCAUGCUUCUUCUAGAUGAAAAUCAAGAGGUUCUGACAUUGGUCACAAAUUCAUUGAAAAAGUUGGUGUUCCAGAAUGACUAUGUUUGUUGGAUUCCCACUGAUCGACUCUUUAGUGAUUUAAACCAUUCAAACCAAUAUGUGGUUGGCCUUGCCCUCUGUACACUAGGAAAUAUUGCCUCCGUCGAGAUGUCCAGAGACCUAUUUCCGGAAAUAGAGUCUCUAAUAUCCACCGCCAAUCCCUAUAUUCGCAGAAAAGCCGCCCUGUGUGCAAUGCGUAUCUGCCGAAAGGUCCCGGAUUUGCAGGAACACUUCAUUGACAAGGCAAAGGUCCUCUUAUCUGAUCGAAAUCAUGGUGUUUUGCUCUGUGGCCUUACACUUGCCAUCGACUUCUGUGAACAGGAUGAGGCGGAAGGGGGGCAAGAGAUAAUAGAACAAUUCCGACCGCUAGCUCCGGGUUUAGUAAGAACUUUGAAAGGCUUGACGACCUCAGGUUAUACACCAGAGCACGAUGUUUAUGGAAUUACGGACCCAUUUUUGCAAACCAAGGUCCUCCGGUUACUUCGAGUCUUAGGCAGAGGCGAUGUAGCGACUAGUGAACUGAUCAACGACAUCCUUGCUCAAGUUGCGACUAAUACUGAGUCUAGCAAAAAUGUUGGAAACUCUAUAUUAUACGAGGCUGUGUUGACAAUUCUUGAUAUAGAAGCUGAUUCUGGUCUGCGAGUACUGGGCGUGAACAUCCUUGGGAAAUUUCUGGCCAACAAGGAUAACAACAUCCGAUAUGUCGCACUUAAUACCUUGGUAAAGGUUGUUGCUGUCGAACCUAACGCCGUGCAGAGGCAUCGGAACACAAUUUUGGAAUGUUUGCGAGACGCUGACAUUAGUAUCCGACGGCGAGCACUUGAUCUCAGCUUUACUUUGAUUAACGAGGGAAAUGUUCGAGUUCUGGUCCGUGAACUCUUAGCUUUCCUGGAAGUCGCAGAUACGGAGUUCAAACCUGUCAUGACAACCCAAAUAGGGAUUGCAGCCGACAGAUUUGCGCCCAAUAAGCGCUGGCACGUUGAUACUAUGUUGCGAGUGCUGAGGCUUGCUGGGAAUUACGUGAAAGAACAAAUUCUCUCUUCCUUCGUUCGUCUUAUCGCCACCACCCCGGAUCUUCAGACAUAUUCUGUUCAAAAAUUAUAUGCUGCUCUUAAGGAGGAUAUAUCUCAAGAAGGCCUGACUCUGGCCGCAGCCUGGGUUAUUGGAGAAUAUGGCGACGCGCUCCUCCGUGGUGGACAGUAUGAAGAGGAGGAACUUGUGAAAGAGGUAAAGGAGAAUGAUAUCGUGGACCUUUUUUUGAAUAUUCUAAACAGUACCUAUGCCUCCCAAAUUGUGACUGAAUAUAUUGUCACCUCAGCCACGAAACUCUCCACGAGGAUGACUGAUCCUGCUCAGGUAGAACGUAUUCGCAGAUUUCUGAAUAGUAGAGCAGCCGACCUUAACGUUGAGAUUCAACAGCGAGCCGUGGAAUAUACAAACCUCUUUGGCUACGACGAGAUAAGGCGCGGUGUAUUUGAAAAAAUGCCACCACCGGAAAUCCGCGAAGAACAACGAGUCCUAGGACCUUCAGCAAACAAACGACAAACUAGAGUAUUAAAAGACAAAUCAAAAAAACCAGUGAAGCCGUCAGAACAGGACAUGCUUCUUGAUCUCAUGGGUGGCUCUGAUGUUCCAGCCGCAGAAACAAGCAAAACUCACAACGGAUCGCAGAAUACGGCAGACUUAUUGGCUGAUAUUCUAGGUGGUGGUCCUCCUGCACAAUCACCACAAACAUCUUCAUCACCCAGCUUAUUCGCAGCCACCAAAUCUCUGUCGUCCCAAACUCCUCUUCCUGCUGCUGCAACACGUGGACACACCGCAUUUAACAAGAACGACCUCGCGUUAAAAUUGCAAGUUCAAAGAAGCGGCCCGUCGGCUGCUCAGAUCUUAGCAAAAUUCUGUAACACGUCGAAUUUCGAUCGCUUUGCCAACGUUGGGUUACAGGCAGCCGUGCCGAAAUCGCAGAAGCUUCAACUCUCGGCCAUCAACAAGGCAGAGCUUGACGGCGGAGAGGAAGGCUCUCAGUCGAUGAAAAUAACGUCUGCAACGAGUAACCCUUUACCUACUAAACUGCGACUACGCCUCAGGGUUACCUAUUCCAAAAAUGGCUCGGAUUCAGUAACGGAGCAGGUGGAUUGGACGGAACCUUAG
Molecule: messenger RNA, 2493 nt
Organism: Ophidiomyces ophidiicola
Lineage: Eukaryota; Fungi; Ascomycota; Eurotiomycetes; Onygenales; Onygenaceae
Gene: APL4
Product: clathrin associated protein complex large subunit
Exons: 4
Coding region: 1-2493 (830 amino acids)
Biological process (GO): Golgi to vacuole transport; intracellular protein transport; receptor-mediated endocytosis
Cellular component (GO): Golgi apparatus; AP-1 adaptor complex; membrane coat
Molecular function (GO): clathrin-cargo adaptor activity
Source: RefSeq, a predicted model, not a curated record